AUGUAUCGAUUCGUGAAUUUACCAAUUACGUCAGCUGUCAUUAUUGUCAAAGUGAACGUUCUGAAAUCACUCGUCUCCUUCCUUCCUUUCACUAACAGGCCACGUGUAGGGCAUCAAAAAGGUGACUACAAAAGCUACGAAAAUGGCGACAGAAGAGGUAACGGCGGAGGUGGUUUUCGAAGAGGAGGCUCCGGUAGGGGCGGUUUCGGGGAUAGUAAAUUCCAAAGAAACGACAAGUUCGAUAUCGGCGGAGGCAGUUUGAACAACAUCGAUUGGGGUACUAAAACCCUGCAGACCUUCAAAAAGGACUUCUACGAAGCCCACCCCAGCGUAGCCAAAAGGUCGCAGUACGAAGUGGAAAAGUACAGGAGUUCCAAAGAAAUCACUGUAGAUCAAAGCGCUCCGAACCCAAUACAAAAUUUCGACGAGGCCAAUUUCCCCGACUACGUGAUGAAGGAGAUUCAAAAACAAGGCUACGAGUUUCCCACGGCCAUUCAAGCGCAAGGUUGGCCCAUCGCUUUGAGCGGCGAGAACAUGGUUGGAAUCGCUAAAACCGGCUCCGGCAAGACUUUGGCUUACAUUUUACCAGCCAUCGUGCACAUUAACAACCAACAGCCGCUGAAGAAGGGCGAAGGACCCAUCGUUUUAGUCCUGGCCCCUACUCGAGAACUUGCCCAGCAAAUCCAGCAGGUCGCCUCCGAAUUCGGUAGCUCCUCCUACGUCAGGAACACCUGUCUGUUCGGCGGAGCCCCGAAGGGGCCGCAAGCUCGCGAUCUGUACAGAGGCGUGGAAAUUUGCAUAGCCACUCCCGGUCGAUUGAUAGAUUUCUUGGAAAGGGGCACUACGAACUUGGAACGGUGCACUUACUUGGUGUUGGACGAAGCCGAUAGAAUGUUGGACAUGGGUUUCGAGCAGCAGAUCCGCAAGAUCCUCGGACAAAUCAGACCUGACAGACAGACGCUCAUGUGGUCGGCGACUUGGCCGAAAGAGGUCAGAAAACUGGCCAACGAUUUCAUGCAGAAUCCAGUACAUCUUACGGUCGGAUCGCAGAACCUCGCUGCGAACCACAACAUCGUUCAGAUCGUAGACGUAUGUCAAGAACACGAGAAGGAAGACAAGCUAUUGGCUCUUUUGGAUGAGAUUCGCAACAACGCCGAAGAAGGUAAUAAAACGAUCAUUUUCGCCGAGACCAAAAGGAAAGUGGAGCACAUUACUCGAGGUAUUCGGGAGAAUGGUUACGAUGCAGUAGCCAUGCACGGUGACAAAAGCCAACAGGAAAGAGACUACGUUCUUAGGCAAUUUAGGAACGGUAAAGCGAGCAUUUUGGUCGCAACGGACGUCGCGGCCAGAGGAUUAGAUGUUGAUGGAAUUAAAUAUGUAGUAAACUACGAUUAUCCUAGCUCGUCGGAAGAUUACAUUCACAGGAUAGGAAGAACAGGUAGAUCUGACAAUACGGGAACUUCAUAUGCAUUCUUUACUCAAAAAGAUUCGAGACAUGCCAAAGAUCUGGUGUCUGUUCUUAAUGAAGCAAAACAGAUGGUUAAUCCAAAAUUAGCUGCAUUGGCAGAUAGGUCUCAUGGAUCUGGUGGAAAUAGAUAUGGAAGAUGGGGUAACGGUAGCUUCAAGGGAAGAGAUAACUUCAGUAAACCAUCGCACACCAAAUUUAAUAAAAGAUGGUAAACAAAGUUAGAUAUAAUUCCUAGAAGUAAUUUUUCCUCAUCAGUAUUUGAGGCUUGUUUUGACAGAAAUUAAAAUAGGGUAAAUGAUACUCUGUGAUAUAAGCUUAAAAUAUUUUGUAACAUUUCCAUCGAAAAUAAAGACGUUCGAAUCAGA
Messenger RNA from Phyllotreta striolata, 1833 nucleotides. Lineage: Eukaryota; Metazoa; Arthropoda; Insecta; Coleoptera; Chrysomelidae. The record is from the annotation of a GenBank genome assembly.